Messenger RNA from Lampris incognitus (smalleye Pacific opah), 1951 nucleotides. RefSeq names its product metabolism of cobalamin associated C (gene mmachc). Bases 1 to 792 code for a protein of 263 amino acids. The record is from RefSeq and is a predicted model, not a curated record. Gene Ontology annotation, molecular function: FAD binding; cyanocobalamin reductase (cyanide-eliminating) (NADP+) activity; demethylase activity. The transcript is spliced from 5 exons. NCBI's taxonomy places the organism in Eukaryota, Metazoa, Chordata, Actinopteri, Lampriformes, Lampridae. Gene Ontology annotation, biological process: cobalamin metabolic process. Gene Ontology annotation, cellular component: cytoplasm.
AUGGCGUCUCCCACGGUCAAUGUUGAAAGCGUGACAGACUUGCUAAAUGACUGUCUUUCAAAGUUUGGCUUUGAGGUUUACGCACUGAAGACUGGCUGGUACAAUGUGGUGCUGGCCCCCUCUCUCCGUCUGGCCCACCCAGAUGACACUCUGGCUGUAGUGGUGCUCAGCACACCAUCCAUGUUUGAGCUUGCUUUCUUGCCCUUCAUGGAGAAUACGGGUUGCCAUGGUGUAUCUGACCCCAUCGACCAGUGUGUUAAGCACUACAUAAACUCUGCAAUUUCACAGAGUUUCCCAGGACAGAACGUGGAUGUGAGUUAUGACUAUGAGAUGUUGCCCAGCAGAAAGCCAAAGUUCCUUGCCCAAACUGCUGCCCAUGUGUCAGGUGCAGCCUUCUACUACCGACAGAGUGAUGUCAACGACCAUCCCUGGGGGAAGAAAAAGAUGUUUGGAGUAUGCGUGCAUCCUAGAUUUGGAGGCUGGUUUGCCAUCAGAGCUCUCUUGGUGUUUAGAGGUGUGACUGUUGGUUCUGAAUUUGUGCAGCCUACUCCUCCUGACUGUGUGCCUUCUAGAGAGGACAGGAUACAGCUUUUAGAGAGUUUCAAUCUUCGCUGGCAGGACUGGAGCUAUAGAAACAUCGUUGCCCCAGUCCAGACCUACUCCAAGAUACAGAGGGACUAUUUCUCCACGCCCCCCGCCCAGCGAUUUGCUCUUCUCAAGACCUGGGGCUUACUUCAAAAAGAAGACAAGCAGGAAGAUCCUCAAUCGCAUAUACAAAUCCAAGUGAAUUGACGUAAAUAAAUAAUGGAGACCGGCAGACAUGAGAUGGAGAGUACAGGUGCUCCACUCUGGGCUCAAACUCCUCAACUACUUGUGAGACUUAAGACCCAUUAAAACCCGACCAACCAACUCUCAUGAAAGAGUGGGAGAUUGAUUUUAUCUUCACUGGGUUGAUUGCACAAAAAGCCAUUAUUGCCAUUGUAUGGCACUUAGCCCAAUUUUCCCUUAAAAAGGUGUAUGGGCAUGUCUUCCAUCUGUUUUCGUUCCUCUGUUGUCUUAUUGUAAUGGCAUAAAUGCAGUGGUAGUUAAGUUGUAAACUGCUUAUGAUACACUGAUGAUAGCCAAUACAUCUGAGAAGAGAGAAUGUCUUUAUUUAUUUUAUUUUAUUUUUUUAUCAUGUGGUAGUGAAUGAGUAAUUUAUUUCCUUUGUCUUUAUGCAUGCUCAAUAAUCCAGGUAAGAAAAUCACAGUAAGGUAAAUCAGUUCAUCUGGACAAAACGAACUGAGUCACCUUACUGUGAUUUCAUGUGUGUUUUGUUCCAUCUAGUGGUGACUUUCUUAAGACACUUGAUGCCUCUGCAGCUAUUGCAAAACUUUUUAUUGUGAUCUUUGUAAAUGAUCAUUAGACACAAUCCCUGCUUGAGCUGGACACACAGUUAAACACAAAUGAAAAUGACAGCAUGCGGCUAGUUUUGCAAAGAAUUGGCUCAGCAAAAUACAAUCAAUAAUUUCUAUACUUUCCUGCAAGAUCGAGCUCAAAAAAAUGCCUCUACAUUGGGUCUAUUCUGAGAAUACAAUUUUUCCGCUUGUAGAGAGUGCUGUGAAAAAUUACAGUUGAUUCAUUCUAAGUACACGAGCCUACCAUAAAAGUUUUGGGCCUGGUUUGACUUACUGGACCCAUUAGAUCGGGACAGCAGAUAGCCUGAUUGCUUGAUAAAGAUGAACGUCACUGACCAGUAAAUAUUUGGUUAUUCCACCACACUACAAAAUUAAAAUGAGCCUUUGGUUUUUCAUAUAAUGCUGUACUUGUUUUCUUGUCUUCAGCCUGUGUAACGGUGGAGAGACUACAGUGAAAGACUAGCCUACAUAUUUUUGUGGUGAUUGGUAGAGUUCAAGACAGUGAGUUUUAUGUCAAACAGCUGUGUAGAAUUUUUCUUUCUAGUACCAUUUGG